This is a messenger RNA of Pseudoliparis swirei, 1535 nucleotides long. It is a transcript of the gene pnoca, whose product is annotated as prepronociceptin a. The record is from RefSeq and is a predicted model, not a curated record. Gene Ontology annotation, molecular function: opioid receptor binding. Lineage: Eukaryota; Metazoa; Chordata; Actinopteri; Perciformes; Liparidae. Bases 75 to 806 code for a protein of 243 amino acids. The transcript is spliced from 3 exons. Gene Ontology annotation, biological process: sensory perception; chemical synaptic transmission; neuropeptide signaling pathway. Gene Ontology annotation, cellular component: plasma membrane; neuronal cell body; axon terminus.
CCAACCUCAACCUGCACCCAAGGGACCCCAACAGGCACCCACAACCUCCCCCCAACACAGCAGACGGCGAGACCAUGAAGACUGUGGUGGCUCUGCUGCUGCUCUGUCUGUGUGAUCCUGGACAGACUGACUGCCAGGCGGACUGCGUAUCCUGCAGCAACAUCCUGCCCAAGCCGCUCAGUUUCAACACCAUGGUGUGUCUCACUGAGUGUGAAGCCGUCAUCUCCCCGGCCUUCUCCUGGGACUUCUGUCACAAGGUGCUGUCAUCAUCAAUUUUCUCCCUUACUGGUACCAUGCGGAAAAGAUCUCAGGAGGAGGUGGAGGCCCUGUUUCCCGAAGAGGAGGAGGAGCCAAUGGAGAGGGGUUUGCUGCUGCCCUUUGCGCUGCAGAGGUAUGAUCCCAUGACCCGGGCUCUCGGGGUGGACGAGAGGGAUCUGGGCGGCCAGCCGAACACCGCCUACAAUGCUCAGAGCGCCCUGUCUCUUAAGGAUGAGUUUGAGGAGGAGGAGGAGGCAGGGCAGGAAGAAGGGGCUGUUGACAUGGCAGCGAGAGGACAGGGUGACGCGGGGCUCAGUGUUUUCAAGAGAUUCGGCGGCUUUGUCAAGGGGAGGCACGCCUACAGGAAGCUGAUGUCUCCGGCGGGAUCGUACCAGAAGAGGUACGGGGGCUUCAUCGGCAUUCGGAAGUCGGCCCGCAAGUGGAACAACCAAAAACGUUUCAGUGAGUUGCUGAAGCAGUAUCUGAGCACGAAGGCCACCGAGUUCAACAGCGUGUCAGAGGACCUCGCCCAACAGAAUGAAGUUUAACCCACCUUCACGGCACUGACAUGAAACAGUUUGCUAAUGUAUUUCACCAACGUGUCAAACUUGAACUGGCGUCCCCAAAGUUGACCUUUACAAGUCAAUUUCCAAAAAGGAAAAACUGAGCCCGAAAUCCGAGACUCCCAUUGCAAGCGUCUCUGUCUCAAGAAUUUCCGCUUCUGUUUUUCAUCCUUUUAAUGAUGAUGCUAAAUUAUCAGACCUAAUUUUAUACAUUCUCAAGUGGCUCCAGUAGAAAUGUUGGUCCCCUUCAAAACCUGUUUAUUCUGAGCAGUGACACUCCUAUCUGGCACCCUGAGUCAUCCAGGUCUCCCAUUUGUUGCCCCUCCUGGACUGCACUUUGGUCCAUUGAGUACCCGCCCAAAGCCCUGUCCUCUGAAGCUUUCACGCUUUACAUUUUUUGGUAAUCCUGCAGUGAUAUACAGUAAAACAUAGGCUUUAAUAUGCUUUUUAUGUAAACUGCUUGGUUAACAUUGGCAUUAUCAUUGCUAUUCCGAUGACAUAGUUUCCUUCCCCAAUGCACUACUGUGCAUGGUCAUGUGAUAAAAGUGCUUAAUGUUCUUAUAUUGAGGCCUCUAGCGUUUUCUGGGAUAAAUCCAGUCUCUUUCAGAGGACCACGCCAGUGUUUUUGUUUCAUGUUUUGCCAUAACGGUUAGGGUAAUGUGAAGUAUAUUGUAUGUAACUUGUAGUAAAUAAAUGAAAACAUGCAAAAAUGCA